GCCAUCUGUCUAUCGUUUUUCCAUCUUUGCUUUUCUAUAAUCCCAUUCAAAAUGUCUAAGCUUCCCCCCAUCCCCUCAUGGAUCCCCGGCGCCGACCUUCUCCAUCCCACUUUCCGAUACACUACUCCCGCCAUCCCUUCCACCGUUGAUGAGCUUCACAAGUUACUUGAACCCAAGACCAGCUUGUACGCCUUUGUUGCCAUGACCGCCUUCAACCCUAUCUUCUGGAAUUUUGUGGCGCGAAAUGAAUACCGUAACAAGACCAUCACCAAAGUUGUGCGAUCUCCUUUGGUCGGCUGCUACCUUUUGGCAAUUACUAUCUUCUCCAUCUCUGCUUUUAGAGACCACCUGUUCCUCGGCGCCGUCAAGGACCAGCCCUCUCUCGCCAUUCUUGGCCACCCUGCUAUCAAGGCUGCUGCCAUUGCCCUCUUCGCUUCUGGUCAGACAUUUGUCAUCACCUCGAUGUGGGCUUUAGGUGUCACUGGCACUUAUCUCGGUGACUAUUUUGGCAUCCUCAUGUCCCACCGUGUGACUUCUUUCCCAUUCAACGUCCUUUCCGACCCCAUGUAUGUUGGCUCUUUCCUUACCCACUUGGGUACUGCUUUGUGGUUCCAAUCUCCUGCGGGUAUUGUUCUUGCUGCUUGGGUCUGGAUUGUCUACGCCGUCGCUCUCAAGUUUGAGGGUCCCUUCACCGACAAGAUCUACUCCGCCAAGAACAAGAAGGUCGAUGGACAUUCUUCCACUUCUCCUGUACUUACCCCUACGUCCGCUACGUUCCCUGCUACCCCUUCCCGACGAUCCGGUCGACUUGCUGCCAGGGCUUCCGCACCCAAUUCUGAUGCGGACUCUGACAGUGGUAGUGCCAGCGCUGCGCCUACCAAAGCUACUCCCAGAAAAGCUGCCAGGAAGAGUGUCGCCAGGGGCGAAGUGGCUACUCCUAGACGAGUGACCAGGAGCCGAAGUCAAGGCCUUGCUAGCGGCGUUAGUGGGGAGGAAUAGGUGCUCAACGUGUUGAAAGUGAGAUGGCGUGAGUGGAAAAACACCUUGAAGUUGUGAAACAGGUGCUAUUAUGUUGGCUGCAGGAUCGGAAGGCUUUAGUAGAAAGUCGGGGAAGGGGAGACGCUGUGGACCGCUGAUUAAUGACUGGAUUUCGGUUUUACAACUAUAUUUCUAAUCUAUAUACCCCGGUGUCUCAACAAUACCACCUAUUUUUUGUUGUUUUGAUACCCCUAGAUCGUCUUCGGGUCAUUCAUCUGCGAUGUA
This is a messenger RNA of Cryptococcus deneoformans JEC21, 1263 nucleotides long. RefSeq names its product phosphatidyl-N-methylethanolamine N-methyltransferase, putative. Lineage: Eukaryota; Fungi; Basidiomycota; Tremellomycetes; Tremellales; Cryptococcaceae. The record is from RefSeq and is a predicted model, not a curated record. The transcript has 4 exons. Bases 52 to 999 code for a protein of 315 amino acids. Gene Ontology annotation, molecular function: S-adenosylmethionine-dependent methyltransferase activity. Gene Ontology annotation, biological process: phosphatidylcholine biosynthetic process.